AUGGUUCCACAAGCUUUUCAAGGUUUGUGUCACAUUUUGCGGAGAGAUGGUGAUCUUCAAGACACACAGCGUGCCACGGUUAAAGAGCAAGUUGGCAAGUUUCUUCACAUGCUAGCACAUAAUCAGACAACUCAGGAUCAAUUCCUUCGACAACCUGAUGGAACCCAAGUGCUACUUGAAAUACUACAAAGUAGUAGGUUCAACCCAUAUUUUAAGGAUUGUAUUGGGGCACUUAAUGGAACACAUGUUCGUGUCAAAGUGUCUAAUGAGGAUGCAUCAAGAUAUCGGGGUAAGAAGGGUUACACAACACAAAAUGUGUUGGCGGGAUACAUGAAUAGAAGUCGUCUGAUUGCACCUUAUAGGGGAGUGCGUUAUCAUUUAAAAGAGUACGUUGUUCGUCCCCUUGAAAAUGCUAAAGAAUUGUUUAAUUUACGACAUGCGUCAUUGCGUACUGUUAUUGAAAGAGUAUUUGGUGUAUUUAAAAAGAGAUUUCCUAUCAUAGCAAGUACUAUAGAGCCUAAUUAUUAUGUUGACACACAAAAUGAAAUCAUUUUAGCAUGUUGCAUGCUUCAUAGUUAUUUAAUGGGUGUUGAUCCUAAUGAAAGUCUUAUUGCUAAAGUUGAUGAAGAGGUUUUGUAUUCUCAUCAUGAACGUGUGGCCCCUACUCCAAGAGAAGAUGAUGAAAGACAUUGA
Quercus robur (English oak) is the source of this 693-nucleotide messenger RNA. RefSeq lists its product as uncharacterized. The record is from RefSeq and is a predicted model, not a curated record. Lineage: Eukaryota; Viridiplantae; Streptophyta; Magnoliopsida; Fagales; Fagaceae. Bases 1 to 693 code for a protein of 230 amino acids. The transcript has 4 exons.